GCAUCGUGCGUGAUUGUGUUGCAUCACCGAGAGAGGAGGAGGGCAGGAGCGGGAGAUCAUCGACUUGCAUCUGUCGAUCAGCAUUGUUCUCGCUGCUGUAGUCGGGAAUCAAUUCGCUGCUGCUUUUCGUGUGACAUGUUUUAGAACCCCCCCCCCCCUUUUUUUUGGGUACGUGGCUGGACGAAGGAGCGGCGUUGCGUUGUCUGUUUUCCCCCCCGCUCCCCCUCCCCCUCCCUUCAUUGACGUGUUGGCACUGCCGUCGGCGUGUUUGGGUAGUUUUUGUUUCGUUUUUUUCGUUUUCUUUUUUUCGUUUUUUGUUGGGUUUGGUUUGUGAGCAGCGGGAUUCAUUGAGUGGCUGAGGAUGACAUCUAUAGCUACGUACACUCGGAAGCGGAAGAAAGGGACGGGGUUUAUCGGUGUUGGAGCUGUCGAUUCGAAGCCUGAUUUUACUGAGUUGGAGUUUAGUCAUGUGGGUUUGGGGGGAGGGGUGAAGAAGUUGGAAGGGUAUUCGAGGAGGGGGAAGAAGUCGAAGAAGGGGAAGAAGGAGGAGGGUGGUGAGGAGGGAGGAGAAGGAGGAGAAGAAGGAGGAGGAGAAGCUGUUGUGGACAAAGGCGUUGAGAAGGUUACGAGGACUUACCGGCGUAAAGAUGCCGUUGGAAGAAAGCCAGUUGCACGCAGGGCUUUUGCCGCAGCAGUGAAGGGAGGGUGUGAAGCUCUGCUUAAGGUUGUGGAUGAUACGGUAGCGGGUCUUGCUCCUCUGAAGUUUGAGCCGCCAGUCGCAUUUGUAUAUAAUCCGCUUGAGUAUGCAAGGAAACCUUACGAAGAGUAUGUGCGAAAAUAUGGGGGUAAGAAAGUAGAGGUUUUGAUUGUGAGCACGAGCCCGGGACCCUUUGGGAUGACUCAGACAGGGGUGCCGUUUGGGGAUAGCGUGUUUGUUCGCGAAUUUCUUCAUAUAACAAGCGAGAUUAAGAUUCCAGGAAAAACGCAUCCUAAGAGGCCCAUUAUUGGGUUGAACUGUCCUCGUCGUGAGGUGAGCGGACAAAGGUUAUGGGGCUGGGCAAAGGCUCGCUUUGGCACAGCUAGUGCAUUUUUCGAACGGUUUUGGGUCUACAGUUAUUGUCCCCUUUUGUUUGUGGAGAGUUCCGGCAAAAGUCGCACCCCAGACAAGUUGACUCCUACUGAAGGUGUUUCAAUUACAAAUGUUUGUAAUGAAGCUCUUCGGGCUGUUAUUGGUGUGACAAAACCCCGUGUAAUUUUGGGCAUAGGUGAAUAUGCGGGUGACAGAAUAAAAGAAUGUGCUCCUUCUGAAGUUAGAGUGGGGCAUAUUAUACAGCCAAGUCCUUCCAAUCUCAAAGCGACCAAAAACUGGGACAAGCUUAUUGAAGGCCAACUGCGAGCUUUAGGCGUUAAUGUAUAGUCUUCCGUGGUCAUUUUAGUGGGCAUGUGUUUAUUAGGGACAUGGAAGUGUUGUGGAGCUGUGCAGAGGUUAAGAGAUGCUGAAAAGGCAUUGACUCAGGUUGAGUAGCAAUCCCUCUUGUCAGUACUCAUUGACUGUCUACAGUGCCUGCAGCUCCCAAACAUGUCCUUUGUGGGUAUGUGUCAAGUAGUCGCACUCUUGUUUGCUAUGUCUGCCACCUUUAGGCAUCUUUGACCCUAGACUAAGUUAUUUCGUGUCCAGUGUGAGCAUGGAAGAAGAGUGGUAGCUCGAGUCACGGGUUGUGAAUGACUGCAUGUCAUGUACCUAUCUGUAAGGGCUUGCAUGUACUGCACUCCCUACUCACGGAAUAUACAAGCUGACUUGGUCCUACCACGGAUAGAGUUUCCUAUGUCGUGCUUAUUUAGAAUUGCAAGCCAGAUGCAUAGUGAUUUAUUCAUGCAUUCAUUUGAUAGCUGCUCAGGGCAGUAGAUGUGCAGUCGGACUCAAAGUUGUAACAUUGUACCGGAAUGACUCAAAUCUGAUAAUCCCCAACCCUCUCAACAGUUCAGGGUUGUACAGUAUGUGUGUCGAUAACCAUCUCAGGGUUGUCCGUGUGAUACCCAUGAGUUCUAACGUCGUCAGUGAGCCACUUCUUGGUGUGUGCUGCAUGUUCAUCCUCGAGGUUUCAAAGAGUUUGUAGAUAGAUUAGAUAGAUAUAUGUAUUUACUCUGGAACAUCUUUCUUUUUAUAAAUUCUAGAACUGUUUGAUAUGGCUCA
Molecule: messenger RNA, 2194 nt
Organism: Physcomitrium patens
Lineage: Eukaryota; Viridiplantae; Streptophyta; Bryopsida; Funariales; Funariaceae
Source: RefSeq, a predicted model, not a curated record